Messenger RNA from Dalotia coriaria, 1165 nucleotides. RefSeq names its product protein KTI12 homolog. Gene Ontology annotation, biological process: tRNA wobble uridine modification. The record is from RefSeq and is a predicted model, not a curated record. NCBI's taxonomy places the organism in Eukaryota, Metazoa, Arthropoda, Insecta, Coleoptera, Staphylinidae.
UAUUCAGAGCACCGUACGAGGGUAGCCUUUUACCUGACUUCUUUGGUUUGCUUCCCCCACCGCUUAUUGCAGGUAGACCUCAGGUUUAGCUGUUUUCUAGGUUCCUCUGCCAUUGAAUUUGCUUUAUAUCUGUGGGGAUGUUCACAGUUCAUCUCUGUUAGCUACAAAACACUUUCAAACUGCUUUUCCCUCUCCCAAAAGAUUUUAUCUGUUGCCCACACAACUAAUUGAACACAUAACCUCAUACUAUUCUCACAUUUUACCCAAAAUAUCAAGUUUUAUCGUGAUUCUGCUUAAUGUUUAACUAAAAAUGCCUUUAAUUGUGAUCACUGGUUACCCCUGUAGUUAUAAAUCAAAACGUGCAAGUGAAUUAAAGAGUUAUUUCGAAGAAAAAGGCAAAGAAGUACACAUUGUCAAUGAAACAGAUGAAAUAACAAAGGCUGGUUUUGAUUUAAACACAUAUUAUAGUGAUUCUAGAAAAGAAAAACAAGUCAGAGACAUUCUUAAAUCCCAUGUAACCAGGUUAAUAUCACCUAGGAAUCUAGUCAUCUAUGAUGGAUCAAACUACAUAAAAGGCUACAGAUAUGAACUCUACUGCAUAACUAAAGCAAACCACAGCACACAAUGCACAUUGUACACAAUUAUUAAUCAAGAUGUUGCCUCACAAUUAAAUUCUACCAGGAAUGAAACAGAAAAGUAUUCCAAGGACACUUUUGAUGGUUUACUGAUGAGAUAUGAGGAACCUGAUGGUAAAAACAGAUGGGAUGCACCAUUAUUUAUUGUUCCAGAUGAUGCACAGUUAGAUUUUGAGGCUAUUAAUGAUUGUUUGUUUGAGAAAAAGCCUCCUCCAAAUUUAUCCACACAAAAUGCUCCUCUGAGUUCAACAAACUUUCUUUAUGAGAUGAAUAAGAUAGUGAAGGCCAUUACAAGUGGAUUAAUUGCUCAUGUAAGUAAAGGAUGUAAAGAAACCAUCCAAGUGGCUAAUUAUGAUGACUUGGAGAUUAAUCUGAAGAAUGCUACAGUGCCUAAAUUACUUAGUUUGAGUAGACAGUACAUAAAUUAUAGCAAGAUGAAUACUCCACAGUUGGAAAACGUGCCAUCAUUAUAUAUACAAUAUCUACAAACGAAUUUAGGUUGAAAUAAAGUUAUUUCUAUUUUAAACUAA